Messenger RNA from Arachis duranensis, 397 nucleotides. RefSeq lists its product as uncharacterized. Bases 26 to 343 code for a protein of 105 amino acids. Lineage: Eukaryota; Viridiplantae; Streptophyta; Magnoliopsida; Fabales; Fabaceae. The transcript has 3 exons. The record is from RefSeq and is a predicted model, not a curated record.
GUCGGUAUGGCUACUCUAUUCCUCUAUGCAAUUUACUUCACGCUGGAGAAUAUGGCAGGAGAAAAGCUUCCUUCCUUUCUCUUACUACUUCAAAUUCAAGACUGUCCUUUGCUUGGUGAACACUACAAGAAGAAGAGUUGCAGCUAAACUCUCUAUGAAGAUUUUCCAGGGGCAUGAAGAGAUACAUAACUGCUAUGGUCAAGGAACUGCUUUCUUUAUGGGUUCAACCAAUAAAAUGUGCAUUAGACCUCUUAUCUGGCAAUUGCAACUUGGGGAGCAUGUAGGUAAAAAGGAAUGCAACAAUGUUGAACACAUCAUUCUGCAUUUAUCAAGCAGGUUCUGAUAAUUUUCCUUUGUGUUAGGCCCAAGCAAACAUUUUUUGGAGAGUCCCUCUACA